Polistes canadensis is the source of this 1146-nucleotide messenger RNA. RefSeq lists its product as uncharacterized. Bases 1 to 1146 code for a protein of 381 amino acids. The record is from RefSeq and is a predicted model, not a curated record. The transcript has 6 exons. NCBI's taxonomy places the organism in Eukaryota, Metazoa, Arthropoda, Insecta, Hymenoptera, Vespidae.
AUGGAUUAUCACAGGAAACGAAUGAACGAGUAUCUCUGUCACGGUUACGUGGCAGAAGAAAUUGUCAAAGAGGUUAGCACGCCAAGAGUUAAAAGGAAACCCGAUUCUAUACCUUUGAAACCUAUUAUAACAGAUUUUGUGGAAACCGACAACGUGACCGUUCACGAUAAAAUGUUAUGGGACGAGGGUAGCUCGAAAUAUAAAAAUUGGCUUCAAAGGACGACAACUUUGGACGAUAUUUAUCGUCAUUAUUCGCCUCGUAAAGUGUUGACUAAAAAACAAGGAGUACAAUACGAUCAAGAUAUAGGGGAAUUUGAUGGUGAAGUUACUGGUUAUGCAAUGCAAGCACCAUUACCUUCCGGAAAAAUAGGAGUUUACGAACACCCAAAUGAGAACGAUCACGUGGCUGCUGCUUCGGGACACAAUUAUCAUCAUUAUGGUUACGGUGGUCAUGGCGAUAAUUAUGGUCACCACGGUGAAAUAUUUCCCGCAGUUCACGAGGAACAUUAUUAUCAUGUCCCGUAUCAUCCCGAGCAUCACGAAUACGAGGAGGAAUAUCAUCACAAACCAGUUUAUCAUUACAACAAGGAUAAGGGUCACGAGCUUUCGUUGAAAGAUUUCUUUGAAAUUGCAUUAACCGCAUUGGCAUUCUUGGCGUUUGGUUUAUUCGUCAUACAGUUAUUGAUGAACGCAACGCAAAAUAUGACGAUAAUUACAACAACGGCAUCUCCAAUUCGAUCAAACACUGAUGGGAGACGUUUUAAAAGAAACACCAUAGGAGGAUUUUCAAUGAAUUACUCGAGUAAUCAGGAAUUAAAUGAUUUAUCUUAUCACGUUUUGAGAUCACUCGAAGCUGCCAUGGUCGCCGACAUGGAUUCUGCCAAUUGUUUGCGCCGAAUUUUGUGCGAGGAUAAUCAAUAUUCAAAAGAUACCAACGAUGGUCGGAAAAUUUGGAUACCCGUUUGGAGUUUAGGAAUGAGUUGGAUCACAGGAAGAGUUACUAGAAAUUCACCAUGGUCGGCAAUGUUGGAAUCAGUAAAAGCAUCGAUUCUUGGCUUAGGUGGUGCAGAUUGCGCUACAAUUUACCCUAAUUGCGAUUUACGCAAAGAAAGAAUCAAAAGACGUCGUAGGAGAAGAAGAAAAUAG